Messenger RNA from Camelus dromedarius (Arabian camel), 1325 nucleotides. RefSeq lists its product as uncharacterized. NCBI's taxonomy places the organism in Eukaryota, Metazoa, Chordata, Mammalia, Artiodactyla, Camelidae. The coding region runs from base 440 to 538 and encodes 32 amino acids. The record is from RefSeq and is a predicted model, not a curated record. The transcript has a single exon.
UUUUUAAGUUUUGAUUUUAGUUUUGUCUUGGAUAGUAUUUGGCAAGAUUUAGCCUAGAAAUUAUGUAGUAUUUAUUACAUGAGAAUCAAAAUUGCUUUGUUACUGGGCUGGUUUCAAAAUUUAGAACUCAUUUCUAUGUAUCAAAAUCGUUUUUGUUUUUUGUUUUUUGUUUUUUUAAAUUCUUAAAUGGUAAAUGUACCAUUGUGAAAUGAAAUUUCAACCCCCAAAGUUUACCCUUUUACUAAUGGAGUAAAUGGAUAAUUACAAAGUCUUCAGUUGUAGCCAUCACUUAGUAAAGAAUUUGGAACUAGGCUGCAUAAGCAAGCCUUUGCAGGGCGAAUAUUGAAUGUCAUGCCAGUGACACUGGUGUUGCUAUAAAAGAAGGAAAAAAUCUUCCCUUAGAUAGAAGCUUUCUGUAUUUUGACAGUGCCAGUUCAGGAUGGCCAUAAUGCUGCUCUGCCUUCUACAGCUUGCUGCACCACUCUGUAGUUACUCUGUAACUAUACAUUUCUACCUUUUUUGGUUAAACACUCCCUGAAGAUAAUAAAAGAUGAUGUGAUGGUAUACUUACAUCCAUAUUAUACACAUUGGUAUACGUGUAAGGAUUUCCCUUCAUCUUUAUGUUGUGGGCUGGGCAAAAUUCAGUGUAGCAUAUAAAUAUACUUCAUGAUACUUUGGUAUAAGAGUAAGUUCACUAUUUUUAUAAUGAACCCAAAUUUAAAGGCUUUUGUAGUGUAUUUUAAAAGGGAAAACUUACCCAAAUGUUUUAUUUCUACACAUUUGUGUAUAUGUGUGUGUGUGUGUAUAAGCCAGUUAGUGUAUAUGUAUAUGUAUAUUAUACAUAAAACACUUUGUAUUUUUACAUACAAGUAUGCUUUUAUUAUACAGAUAAUAAAGAUGGGGGAAGGUUUCUGUUUUUUUCUUAAUAGGUGAAGAAAUCUUGAAGACCAGAAAUUGGAUCUUAUUGAAUUUUGGUGUUCUUUUUCUUUUUUCUUUUUUUUUUAAUUAAUAUUGUUCGGCUAUGGAAGAUGGAUCUUGUUUUUUUUUUUCCUUAAUAAUCCUUUGACUCUCAAGUUCAUUUUUAUAUGAACUCUUUUUUUUGUUGUUUUUUUGUUUUGAGGAGAUAGCUAACCCUAGCUGUCUCCAGUUUGACAAGGGUUAUUCAAAUGGACUUAAUCUCCCAGUAGUUGGGAGAUGUUUUAAAACCACGUCCUGUGUUUGAAUUGUGGCUGAGAGGUUUCCUUGGCAAUGUGAGGAGGAAAGUUCUUUCUGCCUCAUUAUUAUUAAUUCAUGGAUUGAGUGUUGGUUCGACCUACAGGCGUAAU